Molecule: messenger RNA, 2260 nt
Organism: Coffea eugenioides
Lineage: Eukaryota; Viridiplantae; Streptophyta; Magnoliopsida; Gentianales; Rubiaceae
Exons: 5
Coding region: 96-2144 (682 amino acids)
Molecular function (GO): protein binding
Source: RefSeq, a predicted model, not a curated record
AGAAAUUGGCGGUAGUCGGCGAAGCAGCAGGCGAAGGGGGUCAGCAAAUUGCUAUAGCUGAUACAGCCAAUCUCCCAGAACUCUACAUAGCAGCAAUGGAAGGAAAUUGGGAAGAUGCUCGUCACCAAUUUCGUCACAAUCAAGAUGCAGAGACAGCAAAAAUCUCGACCCUUGGCAUGACAGCCCUUCAUGUGGCAGCAAGCUGUGGCCAGUCGGAGUUUGUGCAGAAGCUUGUGGAGCAGUUAGCUGAAAAGCAGCUUGAAGCCAGGGACCAACUUGGCCGAACUGCUCUUCAUCACGUGGCCUUAGCUGCAAAUGUGGACGCUGCCGAAGCAAUGGUGAACAAGAACAAAAAUUUGCCUUACCUUGGGGAUGUGAACAAUCAUACUCCCAUCUUCUAUGCUGCUAAAUGGCGAAAACCGUCAGAAAGCAAGAAAAUGGUGAAAUAUCUCUACCAAGUUAGUCAGGACGAAAAUUUGCCUCAUGAUCUUGAGGACAAAGAUCAUUGCAAUGCCUUCACGGAUGCUUCAGCUCCCGAUCUCAUUGUGGCAAUCACUGCUUCGGGGUCAUAUGAUACUGCUUUGUGUAUCCUUAAGAGAUAUCCGGAGUUAGCUCUUACAAAAAAUGACAAAGGAAAGUCCAUACUUCAUGUACUUGCAAUGAAGCCUAAAGCAUUCCGGAGUGGAAAUGAACUUUCUCCAUUGAUAUCCUGGAUCUAUGAUUUGGUAUCAGUUGACGACGAGGAAACAGAACACGAAGAUUCGACAAGUAAUGGUGCUAACAGCAAGAAUCGACGCUCAGCAGCUUCAUUCUUUAAAUAUAUGAGCAAGUUCAUUAAAGGAAUAAGAGAGAUCUCUGAAAUAAAGCAAAGCCAUGUGCGUGCAGUUAAACUUGUAAAGUUUGUAUGUAAUGAGUUGCGAGAGAAAGAGAAACAAAUGGACUUUGUUCAGGAUUUCUUCAUCCCUAAGGAUAGCGCUGCAAUUUUGCACUUAGCAGUGGAGCAUGGAGUAUUUGAACUGGUACGUGAGUGUCUAAAUGUUUUUCCUGAUCUGAUUUGGUAUGCGGACAAAGCCCCAAGAAGUGUGUCGUGGCACCAUGCUCAUUAUAAAAGCAGAGUAGAAGGGCGUUUGUUGUGGGGUGAUGCUACUCAGCAUGCAGACACAGCCUCCGCACAGUCGACUCCGCCUGGUACUAAAUAUACAGACACAACCUCUGGACAUUGGAAGUGGCAUGAGGGUCAAUAUGCCGACACAGCCACCGGCACCGGACGUUUGUUGUUGCAUGUAGCUAUUGAGCAUCGCCGAGUGGAGAUAUUUAAUUACUUGAUCAAUUACAUUGGAAAAAAUACUAAGGCGUAUGCGGAUUUAAUACUUGAAGGGAAUAACAAUGCCCUUCAUCUGGCAGCAAAAUUGGCUCCUACACCUCAACUCCAGUCUGUCCCAGGUCCUGCAUUUCAGAUGCAGCGAGAACUACAAUGGUUUAAGGCUGUGGAAGAAUUAGUUUAUGAUGAGUUAAAGACGGAUAAGAACUUAGACGACAAAACACCUCGAGAAGUACUCUUUGAUGCCCAUAAAGAUUUGCUAAGCAGUGCAAAGGAAUGGAUGAAGGACACAUCAAAUUCGUGCAUGGUGGUAGCUACUCUGGUCGCAACAGUUGCAUUUGCUGCUAUGAUCACCGUACCCGGUGGCAAUAAUAGUGACACAGGCGUCCCUAUUCUGGCCAGGAAAAAACUUUUCGUGGCAUUUUCCGUAUCUAACGCAUUGUCCAUGGUAUCCUCCGCUGUUUCUCUGCUCAUGUUCCUCUCAAUUCAAACAUCUAGAUAUACAGAAACGGAUUUUCUGGAUUUACUUCCCAAGAGUUUGCUUCGAGGUCUACUUUCCUUGUUCAUUGCUAUAGCCACAAUGAUGAUAUCUUUCGGUACAGCAAUUGGAUUGUCACUUCAGACGAGGCUCAACUGGAGUUACAUUCCCAUCACAAUCAUUGCUUGUGUCCCUGUUAUCAUUUUCACCUGGUUGCAGCUUCCUUUGCUCUGGCAAGCGAUCAUAGUCAAAUCUGGACCUGGCAUUUUUCAGGGACAAAGGGAUCGCAAGCUUUGGCGCAUCAAGAAAAUUGGCCGCAGUCUUUUGGCAUAUGACAGGGUAUGACCUCAUUCCACAAUUUGCUGCUAAUUAGUUCACCAUUAGAUGGCUUUACCAAGAGUUGUCUGCAUGAUCAAAUUGUAUUUCUUUUACUCUUUAAAUUUCAGUUUCACCUUGCGAGU